Drosophila eugracilis is the source of this 1144-nucleotide messenger RNA. Its product is annotated as mitochondrial E3 ubiquitin protein ligase 1-like. The record is from RefSeq and is a predicted model, not a curated record. The transcript is spliced from 4 exons. Gene Ontology annotation, biological process: organelle organization; protein ubiquitination. Bases 92 to 1096 code for a protein of 334 amino acids. Lineage: Eukaryota; Metazoa; Arthropoda; Insecta; Diptera; Drosophilidae. Gene Ontology annotation, molecular function: ubiquitin-protein transferase activity.
CGUAUGAUCUAACCAAGUACUCUAUAAAAUGGUUGUCAAAAUUAUUAGAAAUUUAAAAAACGUUCUCACAGAAAAACUUUAAAAAUAUAUUAUGGAAUUCUUUAACGACUGCAUUGCAGUUGGUGUAGAUUUAAUACUGCUAGGGUUUUGUGUCCAUGAAUUUGUACGCAGCAAACGAGCCACCCAAGCUCUAAAGGCAGCAAAGCAAUAUAAAAUAGAUGACACGCUGAAAUCACUUGUGGAAAAGCAACCUGGGAAGAAGAUCUCCUAUGCCUUAAUUCGCGGAGUAGUAACACCCAUUGGUGUUCCCCUUGAGAGUUCCCUGGUGCCCAGGGUAAAUGGAGUCCUACAGAUUAUAAGGCUUUAUGAGCACAAGAUAGCCAAGGGAAUCUCUGGUUUCUGGCAGCAGAAGCACCAAUUACUCCAAGAGUCCGCCAACGAAAUGCCUUUUGAGUUGCGUAACCAAGAACAUAGUGUGCAGAUUGUGGACGCUUUAAAGGCAUCAAUUUUGGAUGUGGACACGGUCUAUGACAACUUCGAACCCUCCUCCCUUUCGAUUUUUGAUUAUAUAUGCGGUUUCUUUUCUGGAGUCCGCCAAAAGGGGUUACAAACCACCGAGGAGGUUUUGAAAGAAGGAAGCUUCCUAACCGCCAUCGGAGAAUUAAAGUUGGAUGGUGACACUCUGCGCAUGCAGACAUCCCAAGAGGGGCCUCUGGUCCUUACCACCGCCUCAAAAUCCAUGCUUAUCAAGAGAUUGGAAGAUGCCCAUAGAUCUCUUAUCUUCAAGCUGGUCGUUUGCAGUGCGAUUUCCUUAGUCCUGGUUGCUUUUGUUGCAAGGAAGAUUUACAGGCGGAGUAAACGAAAGAUGGAGGAAGCCAGCAUACACAACCGCCUGGAGACGCAACGCAAGAGGGAUCCAUCUGUUCAUUUACCGCAGGAUCAGCUCUGCGUGGUGUGCGCCUCAAAUCCAAAAGAGAUAAUCCUCUUUCCCUGUGGUCACGUCUGUCUCUGCGAGGGCUGCGCUCAGAAAAUCAGCAUCUCCUGCCCUGUUUGUCGUUGUAAAAUCGCCUCCAAGGCAGCCGCCUUUAUCGGCUAAACUUCAACGCUAAUCACUAUAUAUAUAUUUUAAAUGAUUUUAUUUAUU